GUCAUCCAUCAAGAAGACACCUCAAUGCUGUUUCGAGUAAACUCAAAUACAGUUACAACUAUGGCUUGAGUGAGGUACCGCUUUUGGGAAUGACAGUAGGUCAAACUAUUGAUUAUGCUGCUGACAUCGAAGGUGAUAGAUUAGCUUUCGUUUCUCGUCACCAGGGGAUUCGCAAAACCUUCAGUGAAUUACAAAACGACGUAAACCACCUAGCGGCGGGUUUCCUUGCUCUGGGUCUUCAGCCUGGAGACCGGGUUGGAAUCAUGGCGCCCAACUGCUACGAGUGGAUUUUAACUCAGUUUGCCACCGCCAGGGCAGGAAUGAUUUUGGUAAAUAUCAACCCAGCCUUACAAGAACAAGAAUUAGAAUAUUGUAUCCACAAGGUUCAUAUGCACGCCAUUAUAUCAGCAGACAAUUUCAAAACCCAGGAUUAUUACCAGAUCCUAAGUAACAUUAUACCCGAACUAUCCAGCAGCCGUCCGGGUCACGUGAAGAGCAGCAGGAAACAUCUGUCUUUCUACAGCGGAACCUUUACUUUCCAAGAAGCAAUGGAUGCACCAGAAAGUCACCAUUUUCUAGCAUUGAACGAUGUUUCCCUGACGUUUGAUGACACUGCGAACAUCCAGUUCACGUCGGGUACUACAGGGUUGCCCAAGGCUGCAAUGCUGUCUCACCACAACCUAGUUAACAACGCUUUAUUCGUAGGGUUGAGAUUAGGCUACAUGAGAGAGUUGCAGUGUACUUCACUGUACGGUACUCCUACCAUGUUUAUUGACAUACUUCAACAUGCGGAUUUUGAAAAAUACAACCUCACAAGUUUACAGUCAGGAAUAAUGUCGGGGGCUCCGUGCCCAGGUGAAAUCCUGGAUAAGGCUAUGACCGAAAUGCAUAUGAAAAAUAUCUGUGUAGCCUACGGAACGACAGAAAAUAGUCCGGUUAUAACGUUAAGCUUCCCAACAGACUCCGUGGCUAAACGUUUAAAAACUGUGGGUACUCCAAUAGACUAUGUAGAGGUGAAGAUUAUAGAUGAAAAAAAGAGAGUCGUUCCAGUGGGCACUGAAGGAGAACUCUGCAGUCGUGGACAUAACACCUUCCUGGGUUACUGGGACGACAGAGAUAGCACUAUGGAAGUGUUCAGUGACGCUAGGUGGUAUCAUACGGGCGACAGAGCAGUAAUGGAUGAAGAUGGCUACGUCAGCAUUGUCGGUAGAUUAAAGGAUGUCAUCAUUCGAGGAGGAGAAAACAUCUUCCCUCUAGAGAUAGAGGAAUUUCUUCAUAUGCAUCCAGAUGUCGCUGAAGUGCAUGUUGUAGGCCUACCGGACAAAAGGAUGGGUGAGGAGGUGUGCGCGUGGGUCAAACUAAAGACCGACGGCCGAGUCUCUGAACAAGAACUAAAAAACUUUUGUAGAGGAAGGAUCAGUCAUUUCAAGAUCCCAAGAUAUAUUAUCUUUGUGAAUGAUUUUCCAAAAACAGGAUCUGGUAAAAUUCAAAAGUUCAAGAUGAAAACAGCAUCUACCGAGGUUCUGAAAUUGGACAACAAAAUCUGAAUUAAUAACGUGUGAUGUUCACAUUGUAUAUGUUAUCACGAAGUGGGCGAAAUAUUUACCAUUUCAAUCCUAGGUUUUAUAUUUUUUUUUAUUCAUACAAACUACUGUCUGUAAUCGUAAAGUGAGAAAAUAAUUUAAACCUAUUCUGAUUUAUUGAAACUGUUCAGUUAGGCUUAACGAUAACAAAUUUAAUAAAGAAGAUAAAAAAAUUAGCCUGUUUAUAUAACGGGAAAUAAUACUAACGAAAUUUGUUUCUUUCAAAACAAAAGGUUAAAUGAAUAAA
Molecule: messenger RNA, 1830 nt
Organism: Limulus polyphemus (Atlantic horseshoe crab)
Lineage: Eukaryota; Metazoa; Arthropoda; Merostomata; Xiphosura; Limulidae
Product: acyl-CoA synthetase family member 2, mitochondrial-like
Exons: 15
Coding region: 90-1547 (485 amino acids)
Biological process (GO): fatty acid metabolic process
Molecular function (GO): medium-chain fatty acid-CoA ligase activity
Source: RefSeq, a predicted model, not a curated record